Dioscorea cayenensis subsp. rotundata (Guinea yam) is the source of this 1306-nucleotide messenger RNA. Its product is annotated as D-3-phosphoglycerate dehydrogenase-like. Gene Ontology annotation, molecular function: NAD binding; phosphoglycerate dehydrogenase activity. Lineage: Eukaryota; Viridiplantae; Streptophyta; Magnoliopsida; Dioscoreales; Dioscoreaceae. The record is from RefSeq and is a predicted model, not a curated record. The coding region runs from base 134 to 1180 and encodes 348 amino acids. The transcript has 10 exons.
UUAUUCUAUAUUUUUGCAUAUAAAAGCCGACAAUGCACAACAUGCGAGGAAAAGACCAACCUAAACCUCACAUGCCUGCUUUCUCAGCUCACUAUCUUGCUACUGAUUUCUCAUCAAAAAAGCUGAGAAAACGAUGGAAAAUGGUGUGGACAAAGUUACGAGGGUCUUGUUUUGUGGCUUUGAGCAUCCUGCUUCUCACAGUUACACUCAGAAAUAUUUGGAAAAUUGCCCAUUUAUAAAGAUAGAUGUGCUAGCUCAUGUUGAUGUGCCUGAUUGUAUACAUAAAUAUCAUGUAUGUGUAGUCAAAAUGUUCCGCCUAGAUUCACAGAUGAUUGCUAGAGCUGUUAAAAUGAAACUCAUUAUACAGUUUGGUGUUGGUUUAGAAGGUGUUGAUAUUGUUGCUGCUUCACAACAUAAUAUUAAGGUUGCAAGAAUUCCAGGAAAAUUAUCUGGGAAUUCCAAAGCAUGUGCUGAAAUGGCAAUUUAUUUGAUCUUGGGUCUUCUAAGAAAGAAGAAGGAGAUGGAAGAAUCAAUACAGAGGAAAAUUGUAGGUCAACCUCUUGGUGAUACACUUUUUGGGAAAAACGUCUUUAUUGUCGGAUUCGGAGAUAUCGGCUAUGAUCUUGCUAAAAUAUUGCGCGGUUUCGGUGUAAAAAUUCUUGCAACAAAAAGAAAAUGGAAUUUUAAUUCCAAUAAGCAGAAUGGAUCUACUAAUGAUAAUGAUGAUCGUAUCUCCGAUAAACAAAUUGAUGCAAUUGGUGAACUGGUUGACAUAAAAGGAAGUCCACAAGAUUACUAUCAAUUUGCUGCGGAGGCUGAUAUAGUAGUCCUUUGCUUGACAUUAAAUUCAGAAACAGCUGGUAUAAUCAACAAAGAGUUCCUUUCCUCUAUGAAGAAAGGUUCUAUGCUGGUAAAUAUAGCAAGAGGUGGUGUAGUAGAUUACAAAUCAGUGUAUGAAAGUUUGAAAUCAGGUCAUCUUGGUGGUUUAGCAAUGGAUGUUGCCUGGCAAGAACCAUUUGAUCCUCAAGAUCCAAUACUGAAAUUACCAAAUGUUAUUAUUACUCCUCAUGUUGCUGGUGUCACUGAGCUUUCCUAUACUUCAAUGGCUAAGAUUGUUGGUGAUUGUGCCAUUCAACUCCACAAUGGGCAUGCACUCAAAGGAAUUCAAGUAGUCAACUGAAGAACAAAACACUAUCAUUGUUCCUCUGCGUAUUAUGUCUUGUUAUCUGUAAAGCAUCAUUCUUUGCAGUGAACUGUGAGAACAAAACACUAUUAUUGUCCCUUCAAGCAUUAUGUCUUCUUAUGA